AUGAAGACAUCACGACUCGAAUCCGCCAAUGGCUUCCCGCGCCAUCUGCGCCAAAACCGGCUUCUGCGCAAGCUCCUCAAGGCCCAUCACGCAGCAACAUACGACCCCCCGCCGGCCUCGCAUCCUGUCCAGCACCCUGUCCAGCAUGCCACCAAGUGCGAACAAGAGAAGGAAAUAGCAGAGCGCAUGGUCCCCGACAUCCACAUCACCCCGCCGCCUUCGUACCACGAGAUCCCCCGCUCCGCACCUGCCGUCCGAGAAGUCCCCCGCUUCCGUCCCACGAUUCACGACCCUGACCCGCACUUGCGCGCCGCACACUCGGUCGCUUCUUUGGGCUCCACCAUACUCACCAACGUACCGCUCCUCUCCGGCCUCGACGAAAUGGACCUCCGCCGCUGCCCAUCCGCCUCCACCCUCCUCCCUCCCACCACCUACCAAGCUGCCGCACCGCUUCGCCACCACCGCAGCGCCGACAACCUUCUGUCCCGCCACUCUUCCUCCGGCCCCACCACCCUCCCGCCUGCAUCACCGCUAAGCAGCCACCCGGUCGACCCCUCCUCUCCUCCCACCGAACCCGAUCACCAGUCCGCCGCCCACCAUCAGCAACAACGACGCCGACGAGCCGCCAAGCCACCCUCCCUCAAGCGCGCAACCAGCUACCCCCUCAUCUCCGUCUCCAUCAUGACCCCCAUCCGCGAAGAGCCGCGCUCGCCCCGCCCCGGCGCCCUCACCACCGCCGCCUCUCCCCGCCGCCUCCCCAGCAUCCUCCGCCCCGCCCCAUCCUCCCGCCACCGCCUCCGCCCCUCGCCUAAAAAACGCGUCCGCUUCUCCCUCUCCUCCGACUCCGACUCCGACUCCGUCUCCCCCGCCUCCCUGAUCCACCACCCGCAAUACGCGCAACACCACGGCCAACUCACCUUCCUCUUCGCUACCGCCGCCGUGGCAUCCCUCCUCCUGUUCCUCUUCGCCGUCACCGUCGCCGACGACUGCGUCGCCGGCCUCGCCUGGGCCUGGCGCUGGUCCGCCCGCCUCGAGUACGCCGUCGCCUUCGCGGUGGGCUGCGGCGUCGCGCACUGGCUCGUGGCCGCCGGCGUCGGCCUCGGCGUCGGCGCCGGAAUCGACGACGUCGUGGGCGGGACGCUGGCGAGGGCGAGGGAGGAGGGGUGGUGUUAG
Molecule: messenger RNA, 1173 nt
Organism: Diplodia corticola
Lineage: Eukaryota; Fungi; Ascomycota; Dothideomycetes; Botryosphaeriales; Botryosphaeriaceae
Exons: 2
Coding region: 1-1173 (390 amino acids)
Source: RefSeq, a predicted model, not a curated record